Zychaea mexicana is the source of this 204-nucleotide messenger RNA. RefSeq lists its product as uncharacterized. The record is from RefSeq and is a predicted model, not a curated record. Lineage: Eukaryota; Fungi; Mucoromycota; Mucoromycetes; Mucorales; Lichtheimiaceae. The coding region runs from base 1 to 204 and encodes 67 amino acids. The transcript is spliced from 3 exons.
AUGGCUGGCGCAUUGCGUAAAUUUGCUAUCGAACGUCCCGUCAUUUUCUGGUCCUUUGUCAUUGGCAGCAUUGGACCUGUCAUGGUCUGGACUGUGCCACCGAUUCGUCGCAAGUACUUUGGCUUCCAGGGUUAUCCUGAGCUCCCAGUGACCUAUCCCAUCCCUAACCGCGCACGCAACCCACCUGCCGGCUACGAGGAUUAA